GCCAUGGCGUGCUGGACGUCUCUCCGUUGUCAUCUUCUCACUAUGUCCGCCUCUUCAUCUGCCUAGUUGACUAUAUCACCCGCGCCAUGUCCGCCCGUCUCCUUCAUCCGGACGAGUACGAGCUCGACGCUCGAUCGUCCGUCGACUCGCAGGGGAGCUUCAACCUCGAUGACGCCGACUUCGAGUCGCAAAUACCCCCACAGCCCAGGCGCUUACUGCACCGGGUGCCUCUCCUAUCGCGACUGUUCUCCUCGACCUACGCCGGAUACCGCCGCCUCAAGCCGUCGCGACCGCUCAUCUCCUCCGCCCCGCGAUCAUCCUGCUCCCGCCUCCUCCGCCGACUAUGCUUCUACCAUAAUCUCAUCAUGGGCAUCAUGGUCGCCCUGAUGGUCGGCAGUGCCAUCCUGCGCCCGUCGUACUCAAAUCCCCCGCCGCAGUACGCCACGCUCCGCGACGCCAUCGAACAAUCGACCGACCCUGGACGGGGCAACGCGCGCAACGAGAAGGUCUUCAUCGCCGCCAGCCUGUACGACAAGAGCGGGGACCUCGCGGGGGGCGAAUGGGGGUCGCGGGUGCUGCAGCUGGUGGACCUGCUCGGCCCGGACAACGUGUUCCUGAGCAUCUACGAGAACGACAGCGGAGAGGAGGGGCGGAGCGCUUUGCGCAGCCUGGAGGAGCAAGUCCGGUGCAAGAAGUCGAUCGUCUUCGAGGAGCACCUCGACCUGACCACCCUCCCGACCGUCACCAUCCCCGGCGGGGAGACUCGCAUCAAGCGCAUCGAAUACCUAGCUGAGGUGCGGAACCGAGCCUUAAAACCUCUAGACGAAGCCCAAAAUCACUACGACAGACUCCUCUAUCUCAACGACGUAGUCUUCGACCCCGUCGACGCCCUCCAGCUCCUCUUCUCCACCAACGCCGCCGACAACGACGGCGUCGCGCAGUACCGCGCCGCCUGCGCCGUCGACUUCGUCAACGCCUUCAAGUUCUACGACACCUACGCCACGCGCGACCUCCAAGGCUACAGCAUGGGCCUGCCCUUCUUUCCGUGGUUCUCCACAGCCGGCAACGGCCACAGCCGCAGCGACGUUCUCUCAGAGCGCGACGCCGUCCGCGUCCGCAGCUGCUGGGGCGGCAUGGUCGCCUUCGACGCGCAGUACUUCCAAAAGCGCAACCCAGCAAAAACCCAGCCCCUCCCGCCCCCACCGCCACCCACACGCUUCCGCGCCGCGCACGACCUCUUCUGGGAGGCCUCCGAAUGCUGCCUCGUACACGCCGACCUCCAAGACCCACCAAAAUCCAGCGUCGACGACCUCGCCGACACAGGCAUCUACAUGAACCCUUACGUGCGCGUCGCCUACGACAGCAGCACACUCUCCUGGCUGAGCACAACCCGCCGCUUCGAGAAACUCUACCCCUUCCUCCACAACGUCCUCAACCACCUUGUCGGCCUACCGUGGUCCAACCCCCGCCGCGAGGAAAUCCCCGGCCAGCGCGUGCAGGACACCGUCUGGGUCCCUGAUAACCUCGACAAGGGCGGUGGUUCUUUCCAGGUCGUGGACCGGCUAGCGGGGAAUGACGGCUUCUGCGGCCGGAGGGGAUUGCAAGUUAUUGUGGAACACCGCGAGGAGGGGCAGAAGGGGUGGGAGAAUAUUGCUGUUCCUGAGUGA
Aspergillus candidus is the source of this 1667-nucleotide messenger RNA. Its product is annotated as glycosyltransferase family 69 protein. Bases 87 to 1667 code for a protein of 526 amino acids. The record is from RefSeq and is a predicted model, not a curated record. The transcript has a single exon. NCBI's taxonomy places the organism in Eukaryota, Fungi, Ascomycota, Eurotiomycetes, Eurotiales, Aspergillaceae.